GAUGUGUGACUGCUUCCACCUGGUUCUGCCCAACUGGGCCGGCUCUCCAGACAGCGGGUCUGACAGGAGGCUGCAGCCCAGGGAUCCUGAUGCUGAAACCGAGGAAGGCAAUUCUGUGAAUGAGGUGCCCAUGGAAGAAAUCAUCCGGCCCCGGCCACAGGGUUCCUCGCCAGUGUACGAGUUCUGCAUAGACCAAGAGAACGUCAACCGCCAGUUGCACGAAGACCCGUCCAGCGGGCGCUACUCCUCUGGUAGGCGAAAGUCACGGACGAAAAAGGAUCCUGGGGACACAGCAGAUUUCGCCAAGAUGAACCAGCCGGAGGACCUCCCGGAGGUGACCUUGAAGACAGAAGUUGAAGCCGGCGCCAGUGGCUUUAGUGUCACAGGUGGCGGGCGGGAGGGCAUCUUUGUGAAGCAAGUCCUGAAGGAUUCCACGGCCGCCAAGCUCUUCAGUCUGAGAGAAGGGGAUCAGCUUCUCAGUGCCACAAUAUUCUUUGACAAUAUUAAAUAUGAAGACGCCCUCAAGAUUCUCCAGCAUUCUGAGCCGUACAAAGUCCAGUUCAGUCUCAAGCGCAGACUUUCCGGGAAAGAGGGCCAGGGGCCAACCCAGCCCGCGGCAGAGGAUCAGAAAGGAACUGCAAAACAGGGAAGAAGAAUCUCGGGCCAGAGGAGAGAAGAAACCCCGGGGCUGAUGGAAAAGGCGGCUGAAGAAGAGGACAGAGAGAAAUUACUCGUACACCAAAGGGAAGGGAGAACCAAGAGGCCCAAGAAAGAGAGAUUAUCAUGGCCAAAAUUCCAGUCAAUGAAAAGCAAGAAGGCCUCGGGCCCCCGGAGGUCCCACAGCACAUCAGAUGCCUAUGAGGAAAGUGGCAGAGACGUAUCCCCCACCAGCACGGACACAGAAUCCCAGUUCCAAAAGGACGAGACCCACCGCAGGGGGAAACCCGGGAGCCAGAGGAGGCUGCGCUUCCCUAACAUUGGAUUCUGGAUGCCCAGAAAGUCGGAUCCUGAAGACGGCCGGGCCCUCACAGCCAGCGUGCCCACUUCUGGGGAGAGCACACUCCAGUCCAGAGAUGCCCAAGACCAAAAGCUGGACCUACAAUGGCAGAUGGGAAGGGGGCGGGCUCCUCCUCAGCCAGAUGAGAGCAGCGAUGUCAAACUAGGAGUUGACCUCGAAGAGGUACCCGGGGGCCUGGGCCACGUGGGCGAUGGGUUAAAGCUACGGAUCAAGACCAGCCCUGACGUUGACAUUGAAAUGCCCCAAGGACGGCUCCCAACCGAGAAAAUGACCACCCGGGCAAGAGAGGAUGCACAGAUGAUUCUGGAUACCGUAAGGGAGAAAGGGGCUGUGGAUGGGACCGGACAGGAAGUUCAUGGAAAAGAGAAACUGGAGGAAGGAUUGUGGACACUUCAAGGCCUGGAAAUUGGAAUUGCUAAGCUAACUCUGCAAGACCCCAAAGAAGAGGCAGAUGGGAUGGGCGACCUGCCAGAAAUAAGAGUUAAAAUCCCCAAUUUACAAGUGCCGAAGUUUGGCUUUUCCCAUGAAAAAGUAUCCGACAUGGAGGAGAGAAUCACCAGACCCCAGUGGGAUACCAGCCAGCAGAAAGGGUUGGUGGAAGGGAUGGCCCUGACUGGAGUGUCAGCCCCCGAAAGAAAGGAGGUGGCGAUCCCGGAGGGAGUUGCAGGCUGGAAGAUCCAAAAGCCCAGCACCAAGGAGUCCUCAGAACUGGAAAUUGAGGUCAGGACACCGGGACUGGACCUCAGAGGCCCCACUGUGGAUGUGAGGAUGCAGGCAAAAGGGCGUGGAGAAGAAGCUUCAGUUCAGGAGGGAGAAGUGAAAGUUGCAGAGAAGGGAAUGGAGACCAAAGACAGCAAACUGAAAAUGCCAAAAUUCAAAAUGCCAUCGUUUGCGUGGUCCCCAAGCAAGGGACCAGGGGAUGUGCAAAAGCGGGGAAUACAGGGAGAUGGUUCAAUCCCCUCAAAAGAUGGAGAUAUUGAAGCGGGAGAGCCAGGCGUCACUAGAGACAAAGGAAAGUUUGGGGAGAUAAAAGUCAAACUUGAGGGAGUAGAAGAGAAAGAGCACUCACCUAAGGUCAAGAUGCCCAGCAUUAGGUUUUCAAAGGGCGAAAUCAAAGCUCCCGAGGCUGGAGUGGAUCUCAGUCUCCCCAAAGCUGAGGUCAGUAUCCCCACUGUGGACAUCUCCGUGCCCCACGUGGACGUGACUGGAGGGGCAGAUAGCCUGCCACAGGUGGAUGUCAAGCAGCCCUCGGUGGAAGGCUCUGUCCGGAUCAAGGGCCUAGAUGUCGACCUCAAGGCUCCUUCAUCAGAGGUCACCCUGGAGGGGCCGGACAUCAAAAUGGAAGGCCUUGAUAAGAAGUUCAAAAUGCCUGGCUUCCAGAAGCCAAAGUUUGGCAUGUCAUUGCCCAAAGGAAAGAGCCCCGAGGUUGCCAUCAGCAUCACCCAGAAAGACGUGGACGUCUCCCUGCCUGAAGUCAGGGCAGCUGUGGGAGGGGUCUCCGUGGACAUCGCAAGCCUCGAGGUCUCGAUACCAGAAGCCCCUGAGGUGUCGGCCGAGGUAUCGGGGCGGAAGAUUCAAAUGCCCAGCGUCAAAAUGCCCAAAGCAGACGCUAAGACCCCCGGCGUGGAUGUGACCCUUCCCAAGGUCGAAGUAGACACGCAGGGACCGGGCGCGAUGGUUAAGGCCGGCAAGGUGGAGGGUGAGAUCAAACUGGGAACCAAGGGAGCAGAAGUCAAAGAUAGCAAAUUCAAAAUGCCCAGAUUUAGCAUGCCAGCCUUUGGCUGGUCCUCCAGCAAAGACUCAGGCCCAGCAGUACAAGCAGGUGCCAGUCUUAAGAGUGUCGAGGUGACCCUCCCAACCCCUAGCGUGGACUCGGACCUCAGCCUGCCUGGAGUGGCAGUGACAGCCCCCAGUCUAGAGGUCAGUGGGUCAAUGUCUGUAGAAAGCAGGAUGGAAAAAGGCAAACUCAAGGGGCCUCAAAUUAAGAUGCCAAGUGUCAAGUCUCCAGAUAUCAAGACUCCACAGGCUGAAGUCACUCUGCCAUCUGGACAAAUGGACAUUUCUUUUCCAGCUGGUGAGGCGGAGGUCAAGGGGGCAGACCUGGGUGUCAAGCUGCCCGAUCCAGAGGGCAUUGACGGUGAACUCAAAAGCAAGACGGGCAUGAUAGGGAUCAAAGGUCACAUGCCAAAGGUCAAGAUGCCCAGCAUUAGCUUUCCCAAAGGGGAAUUCAAAGCUCCCCAGGGAGGUGUGGACCUCAGUCUCCCCAAGUCAGAGCUUAGUGUCUCUACUGUGGACAUUCCUGCACCCCACGUGGAUGUGUCCGGAGGGGCAGACCUCACCCUUCCACAGGUGGACAUCAAACAGCCCUUGAUGGAAGGUUCUGUGCGUUUCAAGGGCCCAGACAUUGACAUCAAGGCACCUUCGGCAGAGGUCACCCUGGAGGGACCGGAUGUCAGAGCGGAAGGCCUCGAUAAGAUUAAGAUGCCUGGCUUCCAGAAACCAAAGUUUGGCAUCUCAAUGCCCAGAGGAAAGAGACCCGAAGUUGAUGUCAGCAUCACACAACCCGACCUGGAUGCUUCCUUGCCCAAAGUCGGGGUGGGCAUCGAAGGGGUCUCCGUGGAUGCCCCAAGCCUCGAGCUCCCAGAGUCCAAAGCCCCUGAGGCAUCCGGCGAGAUGUCGGGAUGGAAGAUCCAAAUGCCCAGUGUCAAAUUGCCCAAAGCUGACGUCAAAGCCCCCAAGAUGGACGUCAGUGCCCCCAGUGUGGACGUGUCCUUCCCCAAAGUCGAGGUGGACAUCCAGGGACCAGAAAUAGCAGGCAAGGCCGGCAAGAUAGAGGGUGAGAUCAUAGUGGGAGCCAAGGGAGCCACGGCCAGAGACACCAAGUUCAAAAUGCCUAGAUUCAGCAUGCCGGCCUUUGGCCGGUCCUCCAGCAAAGACUCAGGCCCGGUAGUGGAGGUGGACACCACCUUCAAGGGCCCCCAAGUGUCCAUUCCAAUCCCGAGUGUGGAUGCAAAGCUCAGCUUGCCUGGAGCGGACGUGACGGCCCCCAGCCUGGACAUGGAUGUGACACCAUCCGUGGGAAAAGUGGGGGAGAAAGGCAAACUUGAGGGUCCUGAAGUCAAGAUUCCAAGUGUCAGCAUGCCCAAGGUCAAGGGACCCCAGGCCCAAGUCACUUUGCCAUCUGGACAAAUGGACGUUUCUCUUCCCUCCGGUGACAUUGAGAUCAAAGGCGUAGACCUGGAUGUCACGGUACCAGACCCAGAGAGUACUGCUGGUGACCUCAAAGGCAAGAAAGGCACGCUAGGGAUCAAAGGUCACAUGCCAAAGGUCAAGAUGCCCAGCAUUAGCUUUUUGAAGGGUGAAGCCAAAGCUCCCAAAGGCAGCAAGGACUUCAGCAUCCCCACUGUGGACAUCCCCGAGCCCCACAUGGAAGUGGCCGGAGGGACAGACCUCGGCCUACCACAGGUGGACAUCAAACAGCCUUCGGUGGAUAUCAAGAGUCCAGACAUUGACCACACAGCUCCUUCUGCGGAGGUCACCUUGGAAGGGCCGGAUGUCAGAGUGGAAGGCCUCGAUAAGAAGAUUACACUACCCCACUUCCAGAAACCAAAGUUUGGCGUCUCUUUGCCCAAAGGCAAGGACCCUGAGGUCACCAUCAGCAUUGCCCAGCCUGACCUGGAUGUCUCCCUGCCCAAGAUCAGCGCAGAUGUGGGAGAGGUCUCUGGGGAUGCCUCGAGCCUCAAGGGCUUGGGGCUAGAAGACUCUGGGGGGUCUGCUGAGACUUCAGGACGGAAGAUCCAAAUCCCCGGCGUCAAAAUGCCCAAAGCAGAUGUCAAGACCCCCAGUGUGGAUGUCGCCUUGCCCAAGGCCGAGUUGGACAUCCAGGGACCAGAUGUGGCAAUCAAGGCUGGCAAGAUGGAGGGUGAUAUCAAACUGGGUGCCAAGGGAGCCGAAGCCAAAGACAGCAGGUUUAAAAUGCCCAGAUUCAGCAUGCCGGGCUUUGGCUGGUCUUCCAGCAAAGACGCAACCCCGGCGGGAGAAAUGGACACCACCAAGGGCCUCCAAGUGACCAUUCCAACACUUCAAGGGGACGCGGAACUCAGCCUGCCCAGAGUGGAGAUGACGACCCCCAGCCUCGAUGUGACAACAUCCGUGGGAAAAGCUGGAGAGAAAAUCAAACUCGAGGGGCCUGAACUCAAGAUGCCAAGUGUCAAGAUGUCCGAAGUCAAGAGUCCCCAGGCCCAAGUCACUCUGCCAUCGGGACAAGUGGACAUAUCAGUUCCAUCUGGUGAGCUGGAGGUCAAAGGGGGAGAACUAGGAGUAAAGCUGCCAGACCCUGAGAGUCUUGCCGGUGAACUCAAAGGCAAGACAGGCAUGAUGGGGAUCAAAGGUCAUAUGCCAAAGGUCAAGACGCCCGCCAUUAGCUUUUCUAAGGGAGAAGUCAAGGGCAGCGUGGACCUCAGUCUCCCCAAACCCGAGCUCAGUGUCUCUACCGCAGACACCACCAUGCCCCAUGUUGACAUCAGCCUGCCAAAGGUGGAAGUGAAACAGCCCACAUUGGAAGGCCCUGUCCAGGUCAAGACCCCAGAUAUUGACCUCAAGGCUCCUUCGGGGGAGGUCACCAUGGAAGGGACAGACAUCAGGGUGGAAGGCCUCGAAAAGAAGAUAAAAAUGCCAGGUUUCCAGAAACCAAAAUUCGGCAUCCCAUUGCCCAAAGGCAAGGGCACCAAGGCCUCCAUCAGCAUAGCUCAGCCCGAUGUAGAUGUCUCCCUAGGUCCCAAGGUCAGUGCAGCCGUGGGAGGGGUAUCUGUGGAUGCCCCGAGCCCCAAGGUCUCAGGACCUGAAGUUCCUGAGGCUUCCAUCAAGACAUCGGGAUCGAAGAUUCAAAUGCCCAGCAUCAAAAUGCCCCAAGCUGACAUCAAGGCCCCUGAGCUGGACAUCAGCUCCUCUGGUGUGGAUGUGACUCUCCCCAAAGUCAAGGCAGACAUCGAGGGACCCGGUGUGGUGGUCGAGGCUGGCAAGAUAGAGGGCGAGAUCGAACUGGGAGCCAAAGUCGCUGAAGCCAAAGACGGCAAGUUCAAAAUGCCCAGAUUCAGCAUGCCCACCUUCGGCUGGUCCUCUAGCAGAGAAACUGGCCCAGCGGGGAAAGUGGAUGCAAGCUUCAAGGGUCCCCAGGUGACCCUCCCGACUUCCAUAGUGGGUGCAGAGGUCAGCCUGCGUGGAGUGGAGGCGACGGCUCCCAGCCUCAAAGUGGACGUAGAAGCCUCCGUGGGAAAAGCAGGGGAGAAAAUCAAACUCGAGGGACCUGAUGUCAAGAUGCCAGCUGUCAAGAUUCCCAAGGUCAAGAGUCCCCAGGCCCAAGUCACUCUGCCAUCGGGGCAAGUGGAUGUUUCUCUUCCCUCCAGUGACAUUGAGGUCAAAGGGGGAGACCUGCAAGUCGAACUGCCAGACACAAAGGGUGCUGUUGGAGAACUCAAAGGCAAGCCAGGCACAGUAGGGAUCACAGGUCACAUGCCAAAGGUCAAGAUGCCCAGCAUUGGCUUUCCCAAGGGAGAUGUUCAAACUCCCAAAGGUAGCAUGGACCUUGGUCUCCCUAAAACUGAAGUCAGCAUCCCCACUGGGGAUAUCCCUGCACCCCAUGUAGAAGUGGCUGGAGGGACAGGCCUCAGCCUGCCCCACGUGGACAUCAAGCAGCCCUCAGUGGAAGGUUCUGUCCAGGUCAAGAUCCCAGAUGUCGACCUCAAGGCGCCUUCAGCGGAGGUCAAGUUGGAGGGGCCAGGCAUGGAAGUGGAAGGCCUAGGUAAGAAGAUUAAAAUGCCUAGCUUCCAGAAACCAAAAUUUGGCAUCUCAUUGCCAAAGGUCAAGGGCCCCGAGGCCUCCAUCAGGAUCACUCAGCCCCAUAUUGACGUUGCCCUUCCCGAGGUCAGCACAGCCACGGAAGGGGUCUCCGUGGACACCUCGAGCCUCAAGGUCUCGGUGCCCAAAGCCCCUGAGGGGACCACCGAGACAUCGGAAUGGAAGAUCCAAAUGCCCAAAGUAGAUGCCAAAGCCCCUGAGCUGGACAUCAGCACAUCCAGCAUGGACCUGACCAUCUCCAAGGUGGAGGUGGAUGUCCAGGGACCAGGCAUGGCAGUCCCAGUUGGCAAGGUGGAGGGUGAGAUCAAACUGGGAGCCAAGGGAGUCGAGACCAAAGACACCAAGUUCAAAGUGCCCAAAUUCAGUAUGCCGGCCUUCGGCUGGUCCUCCAGCAAAGACUCAGGCCCGGUGGGGGAAGUGGACGCCAGCCUCAAGGACCCCCAGGUGACCAUUCCAAUACCUCAUGUGGAUGCAGAUAUCAGCCUCCCAGGAGCGGGAAUGACAUCCCCCAGCCUCGAUGUGGGCAUGACAGCAUCUGUGGGAAAAGUAGGUGAGACAGGAAAACUCGAGGGGCCUGAAGUCAAAAUGCCAAGUGUCAAAAUUCCCAAGAUCAAGAGUCCCCAGGCCCAAGUCACUCUGCCAUCAGGACAAGUGGACAUUUCUCUUCCCUCCAGUGACAUCGAGGUCAAAGGUGAAGACCUGGGCAUUAAGCUGCCAGAUAAGGAGGUCGCUGGGGGAGAUCUCAAAGGCAAGACAGGGUUCAUAGGGCUCAAAGGUCACAUGCCAAAGGUCAAGAUGCCCAGCAUAGGUUUUUCCAAAGGAGAUGUCAAAGUGCCUGAGGGCAGCGUCGACCUCAGUCUCCCCAAGGCUGAGGUCAGCAUCCCGACAGUAGACAUCUCCACCUCCAACGUUGACUUGGCUACAGGGACAGACCUUAGCCUUCCAAAGGUGGAUGUCAAACUGCCCACAGUGGAGGGCUCUCUCCAGGCCAAGGGCCCAGACAUUGACCUCAAGGUUUCUCCAUCAGAGGUCACCUUAGAGGAGCCGGAUGUGGGAGUGGAAGAUCUCGGCAAGAAGAUCAAAAUGCCUAGCUUCCAGAAACCAAAGUUUGGCAUCUCACUGUCCAAAGGUGAAGGCCCCGAGGCCUCCAUCAGCAUCGCCCAGCCUGACUUGGACAUUUCCCUGCCCAAAGUCAGCACAGCCAUGGGAGGGGUCUCUGUGGAUGCUCCGAGCCUCAAAGUCUCGGGGCCAGAAACUCCUGAGGCAUCCACAAAGAUGUCAGAAAGGAAGAUCGAAAUGUCCAGUAUUGAAAUUCCCAAAGCUGACGCCAAGGACCCCGAGAUAGACAUCAGCACCCCCAGUGUUGACUUAACCCUCCCCAAGGUCGAGGUGGACAUCCAGGGACCGGGCAUGACAGUCGAAGUUGGCAAGGUGGAGGGUGAAAUCAAACUGGGAGCCAAGGGAGCCGAGGCCAAAGAUGGCAAAUUCAAAUUGCCCAAAUUCAGCAUGCCAGCCUUCGGCUGGUCCUCCAGCAAAGACUCAGGCCAAGUGGGGGAAUUGGAUGCCAGCCUCAAGGAUUCCCAGGUAACCCUUCCUGCAACCUCUGUGGAUACGGCUCUCAGCCUCCCGGGAACGGAAUUGGCGGCCCCCAGCCUUGAGGUGGACACGACAGCAUCUGUUGGAAAAGCAGGAGAGAAAAUCAAACUUGAGGGUCCCAAAGUCAAAAUGCCAAGCGUCAAGAUUCCCGAAGUCAAGAGUCCCCAGACCCAAGUCAUUCUGCCAUCGGGAGACGUGGACGUUUCACUUCCAUCCAGUGACAUCAAGGUCACAGGUGGAGACCUGGGUGUCAAGCUGUCAGGCACAGAGGAAAUUGCUGGAGAACUCAAAGGCAAGAUGGAAACCAUAGGAAUCAAAGGGCAUAUGCCAAAGAUCAAGAUGCCAAGCUUCAGCUAUUCCAAAGGUGAAGUUAAAUCUCCCAAGGGAGGCGUGGACCCGAGUCUUUCUAUGGUCGAAAUCAGGGUCCCCACCGUGGACGUCUCCAUGCCCCAAAUGGACGUGACCGGAGGGACAGACCUCAGCCUGACACAGGUGGACAUCAAGCAGCCCUCGUUGGAAGGUUCUGUCCAGGUCAAGGGCCCAGACGUCGAUCUCAAAGCAUCUUUGGCAGAGGUCACCCUGGAGGGUCCGGACAUCAGAGCAGAAGGCCUCUGUAAGAAGAUCACAAUGCCCAGAUUUCAGAAACCAAAAUUCGGCUUCUCUUCACCUAAAGGCAAGGACCCUGAUGCCAUCAUCAUCAUCGAACCACCAGAUAUGCCCAUCUCCCUGCCUGAAGUCAGUGCCACCACGGGAGAGGUCUCUGUGGGUACCCCAGGUCUCGAGGUCUCAGUGCCCCAAGUCCCCGACGCAUCCGCUGAGAUUUAUGGAUCGAAGAUUCCAAUGCCCAGCGUUAAAAUGCCCAUACCCGAUGUCGAGGCCCCAGACAUCAUCCCCUCCAGCAUGGAUGUCACCCUCCCCAAGGUUGAAGUGGAUAUCCAGGGAUCAGGCAAUCUGGUCAAGGCUGGGAAGCUGGAAGGCAAGACCAAACUGAGAGCCGAGGGGGCCGAGGCCAAAGAUGGCAAGUUCAAAAUGCCCAAAUUCAGCAUGCCCAGCUUUGGUUUGUCAACCAGCAGAGGCUCAGUCCCAGCAGCUGGAGUGGACCUCAGCCUUCAGGGCCCCCAAGUGACCCCCCCAACCGCAAGUAUGGAAAUGGACAUAAGUCACCACGGAGCAGAGCUGACUGCCCCCAGCCUCGACAUGACUGUAACAGCUUCCGAGGGAAAAAUGGGGAAAGAAGGAAAACUCGAGGGACCUGAAGUUAAGAUUCCAUCUGUCAAGACGCCCAGGGUUAAGAGUCCUCAGGCCCAGCCAACUUUACCAUUGGGUCAAAUGGACGUUUCUCUUCCCUCUGGUGAUGUUGAGGUCAAAGAUGGAGAUUUGGGCAUCAAGCUGCCAGACAGAGAGUUUGUAGGAGGAGACCUUAAAGGAAAGACAGUCACAAAAGGGAUCCAAGGUCACAUGCCAAAGGUCAUGAUGCCCAGCAUUAGCUUUUCCAAGGGUGACAUAAAAGCUCCCGAGGGUAGUGUCGACCUCAGUCUCCCCAAGGCUGAGGUCAGCGUCCCCACUGUGGACAUCUCCAUGCCCAACAUUGAUGUUGCCGGAGGGUCAGAUUUCAGCCAUCCACAGGUGGAUAUCAAGCAGCCGGCAGUGGCAGGCUCUGUCCAGGGCAAGAGCCCAGAUAUUCCACCAUCAGAGGUCACUCUGGAGGGGCCAGAUGUCAGAGUGGAAGGCCUCAAAAAGAAGAUCGAAAUGCCUAGCUUCCAGAAACCUAAGUUUGGCGUGUCGCUGUCAAAGGACAAAGGCCUUGAGGCCACCAUUAGCAUCACCAAGGUUGACAAGGAUGUCUCCCUGCCCAAGGUCAGUGCGUCUGUGGGAGGGGUCUCUGUGGAUGCCUCAGGCCUCGAGGUCUCAAUGCCAGAAGCCCCCGAGGUGUCACCUGAUACACCGGGACGGGAGAUCCAAAUGCCCAGUGUCAAAAUGCCCAAAGCAGAUGUAAAGGCUUCCAAGGUAGAUGUCAGCAUCCCCAGAGUGGACGUGACCCUCCCCAAGGUUGAAGUGGACAUCCAGACUCCGAGUGUGGCAGUUGAGACUGCAAAGAUGGAGGGAGAGAUCAAACUGGGAGACGAGGGAGCCAAGGACAAAGAUGGCAAGUUCAAAAUGCCCAAAUUCAGCAUGCCUGCCUUUGGCUGGUCCUCCAGCAAAGACUCAGGGUCAGUGAAGGAAGUGGACAGAAGCCUCAAGGACCCCCAGGUGACCAUUCCGGUACCUCGUGUGGAUGCAGAAUUCAGCCAGCCUGAAGUGGACGUGACAGCCUCUAUGGGGAAAGCAGGAGAGAAAGUCACACUUGAGGGGCCUGAAGUUAAGUUGCCGAGUGUUGAGAUUCCCAAAGUCAAGAGUCCCGAGGCCCAGAUCACUCUGCCAUCGGGACAAGUGGACGUUUCUCUUCCCUCCAGUGACAUAGAGCUCAAAGGCGGAGACCUGGAUGUCAAGCUGCCAGACACGGAGAGUGUUGUCGGAGAACUCAAAGGCAAGACAGGCAUGAUAGGGAUCAAAGGUCACAUGCCAAAGGUCAAGAUGCCCAGCAUCAGCUUUUCAAAGGACCAAAUCAAUGCUUCCGAGAGUGGCGUGGAUCUCAGCCUCCCCAAGGCCGAGGUCAGCGUCCCCACUGUGGACAUCCCCACACCCCACGUGGAUGUGACCAGAGGAGCAGAUCUCAGCUUGGCGCAGGUGGAUAUCAAGCAGCCUUUGGUGGAAGGUUCUGUCCAGGUCAAGGGCCCAGACGCUGACCUCAAGGCGCCUUCAGCGGAUGCCACCCUGGAGGGGCCGGAAGUUGGAGGGGAAGGCCUCGGUAGGAAGAUUAAAAUGCCCAGCUUCCAGAAGCCAAAGUUCGGGAUCUCACUGCCCAAAGACAAGAGCCCCGAGGCUUCCGUCAUCAUUCCCCAGCCUGACCAGGACAUCCCCUUGACCGAGGUCAGCAUGGCCAUGGGAGGGGUCUCCGUGGGUGCCCCAAGCCUUGAACUUUCAGUGCCCAAAGCCCCUGAGGCGUCAACUGAGACAUCGGGAUGGAAGAUCCAAAUGCCCAGCUUCAAAAUGACCAAAGCCGAUGUCAAGGUCCCUAAGGUAGACGUCAGCUCCCCUAGCGUGGAUGUGACCCUCCCCAGAGUCGAAGUGGAUAUCCAGGGACUAAGUGCAGAGGUCGAGGACAGCAAGGUGGAGGGCGAGAUUAAACUGGGAGUCAAGGGAGCUGAGGAUAAAGACAGCAAGUUUAAAAUGCCCAAAUUCAGCAUGCCUGCCUUUGGCCGGUCCACCCCCAGGGACUCAGGUGCGGAAGGGGGAGUUGAUGCCAGUCUCAAGGGUCCCCAGGUGACCCUCCCAACCCCCAGUGUGGCUGUGGAAGUCAGCUCGCCCAGAGUGGACAUGACAACACCUGGGCUCGAUGUGGAUGUGACAGUGACCACGGGUAAAGCAGGUGAGAAAAUCAAAGUCGAGGGGCCUGAAGUUAAGUCUCCAAGUCUCAAGAUUCCCAAGGUCAAGAGUCCCCAGGCCCAAGUCACUCUGCCAUUGGAACAAGUGGAUGUUUCCCUUCCCUCCAGUGACAUAGAGCUCAAAGGCGGAGACCUGGAGGUCAAGCUGCCAGACACGGAGAGUGUUGUCGGAGAACUCAGAGGCAAGACAGGCAUGAUAGGGAUCAAAGGUCACAUGCCAAAGGUCAAGAUGCCCGGCAUUAGCUUUGCAAAGGGCCAAACCAAAGCUCCUGAGGGCAGUGUGGACCUCAGCCUCCCCAAGGCCGAGGUCAGUGGCCCCACCAUGGACAUCCCUGCACCCCACGUGGCUGGAGAAAUAGAGCUCAGCCUGGCACAGGUGGAUGUCAAGCAGCCCUCGGUGGAAGGUUCUGUCCAAUUCAAGGACCCAGUUGUUGACCUCAAGUCUCCUUCAGUGGAAGCCACACUGAAGGGGCCAGAUGUCGGAGUGGAAGGACUCGAUAAAAUCAAAAUGCCUGACUUCCAGAAACCAAAGUUGGGCAUCUCAUUGCCCAAGGGCAAGAGCCUGGAGGCCACCGUCAGCAUUGCCCAGCCCGACCUGGACGGCUCUCUGCCCAAGGUCAGCACGGCCAUGGGCGGGGUCUCUGUGGAAGCCCCGAGUCUCGAGGUCUCGACACCUGAAGCCCCUAAGGCAUCUACCAAGGCGUCAGAAUGGAAGAUCCAAAUGCCCACUGUCAAAAUGCCCAAAGGAGAUGUUAAGGAUCCCAGGGUGGACAUCAGCACCCCCGGUGUGGAUGUUACCUGCCCCAAGGUCGACGUGGACAUUCAAGAAUUGAGCACAGCAGCUGUACCUGGCAAGACAGAGGGAGAGAUCAAACUGGGAGCCCAGGGAGCCGAGGCAAAAGAUGGCAAAUUCAAAAUGCCCAAAUUCAGCAUGCCAGCUUUUGGCUGGUCCUCCGGCAAAGAAUCAAGCCCAGUAGGGGACGUGGAUGCCAGCCUCAAGGGCCUCCAGGUGACCCUCCCAACCACCGGUGUUGAAACAGAAGGCAGCCUGCCCAAAGUGGAUGUGACAGGUUCCACCCUUGACAUGGAUGUGACAACUUCUGUUGGAAAAUUGGGGGAGAAAAUCAAACUCAAGGGGACUGAGAUCAAGAUGCCAAGUGUCAAGAUGCCCAAGGUCAAGAGUCCCCAGGCCCAAGUCACUCUGCCAUCGGGACGAGUGGAUGUUUCUCGUCCCUCCAGUGACAUCGAGGUCAAAGGCGGAGACAUGGAUGUCAAGCCGCCAGACACGGAGAGUGUUGCUGGAGAGCUCAAAGGCAAGAAAGGCACAAUAGGGAUCACAGGUCACAUGGAAAAGGUCAAGAUGCCCAGUAUUAGCUUUUCCAAAGGCAAAGUUAAAGCUCCAGAGGGAGGCUUAGAUCUUGUUCUCCCCAAGGCCGAGGUCAGCAUCCCCGCUGUGGACGUCCCUACACCGCACGAGGAUGUGACCAUAGGGGCAGAUCUCAGACUGCCUCAGGUGGAUGUCAAGAAAUCUUCGGUGGAAGGCUCUGUCCAGGUCAAGGGCCCAGACGUUGAUCUCAAAGCUCCUUCGGCGGAGGUCACCCUGGAGGCACCGGACAUCAAAAUGGAAGGCCUUGAUAUGAAGAUCACAAUGCCCAGAUUCCAGAAACCAAAGUUCAGCGUCUCGUUAUCCAAAGGGAAGGAUCCCGAGAUUGCCAUCGGUGUUGCCCAGCCCGACCUGGACACCUCUCUUUCUGAGGUCAAAGCGUCUGUGGGAGGGGUCCCUGUGGACACCCCGAGCCUUGAAGUUUCAGUUCCAGAAGCCCCUGAGGCAUCGGGACAGAAGAUUCAAAUGCCCAGCAUCAAAAUACCCAAAGCAGAGGUCAAGGCCACCAAGAUGGACGUCAACAUCCCUGGAGUGGAUGUGACCCUCCCCAAAGUCGAGAUGGAUGUCCAGGGCCCAGGCACAACCUUCAAAGUUAGCAAGGUGGAGGGCGAGAUCCAACUAGGAGCUGAGGAAGCCAAAGCCAAAGACAGUCGAUUUAAAAUGCCCAGAUUUAGCAUGCCGGCCUUUGGCUGGUCCUCCAGCAAAGACUCGGCUCCGGUGGGGGAAGUGGACACCACCAUAAAAGGCCCCCAGGUGACCCUCCCAACCCCUAAAGUAGACUCGGAAGUCAACUUGACCGGUGUGGGCAUUCCGGCCCCCAAGAUCGAUGUGGAUGUGAAAACAGCUGUGGGGAAAUCUGGGGAAAAAAUUAAACUUGAGGGUCCUGAAGUCAAGUUGUCAGGUGUCACGAUGCCCGAAGUCAAGAGUCCCCAGGCCCAAGUGACUCUGCCAUCAGGAGAAGUGGAUGUUUCUCUUCCCUCCAGUGACACUGAGGUCACAGGAAGAGACCUGAGCAUCCAGCUACCAGGCACGGAGGGCAUUGCUGGAGAACUCAAAGGCAAGGUGGGAACCCUAGGAAUCAAAGGGCAUAUGCCAAAGAUCAAGAUGCCUGGCAUCAGCUAUUCCAAAGGCGAACUUAAAUCUCCCAAGGGAGGCGUGGACCCCAGCCUCCCUCUGGUUGAAGUUAAUGUCCCUGCCGUGGACAUCUCCUUGCCUCAAGUCGACGUGGCCAGAGGGACAGACCUCAGCCUGCCACAAGUGGACGUCAAGCAGCCCUCAGUGGAAGGCUCUGUCCGGGUCAAGGGCCCAGACUUCGACCUCAAGGCACCUUUGGCAAAGGUCACCCUGGAGGGUCAGGACAUUAGAGCAGGAGCCCUCGAUAAGAAGAUUACAAUACCUGGCUUCCAGAAACCAAAGUCUGGCACCUCCUUACCUAAAGGCAAGGGCCCAGAAGUCGCCAUCAGUGUCACCCAGAAAGACGUGGACAUCUCCCUGUCCAAGGUCAGCAUGGUCGUGGGAGGAAUCUCCGUGGAUGCCCCAAGCCUUGAGCUCCCGGAGCCCAAAGUCCCUGAGGCCUCUGCCAAGACAUCAGGAUGGAAGAUCCAAAGUCCCAGUGUCAAAAUGCCCAAAGCAGAUGUCAAGGGCCCCAAGAUGGAAGUCAGCACCCCCAGUGUGGAUGUGACCCCUCCCAGCGUCGAAGCACAUCUCCAGAGACCAGACGUGACAAUCAAGGCUGGAAAGGUGGAGGGUGAGAUCAAACUGGGUGCCAAGGGAGCCGAGGCCAAAGAUGCCAAGUUUAAAAUGCCCAGAUUCAGCAUGCCAGGCUUUGGCUGGUCCUCCAGCAAAGACUCAGGUUCAGUGGGUGAAGUGGACACCAGCCUCAAGGGCUCCCAGGUGACCCUCCCAACCCCCAGAGGGGAUGCAGAGGUCAGUCUGACCGGAGUGGACAUUACAACCCCCAGGCUUGACUCGGACGUGACAACAUCCGUGGGGAAAGCUGGGGAGAAAAUCAAACUCGAGGGGCCUGAACUCAAGAUGCCAAGUGUCAAGAUGCCCAAGGUCAAGAGUCCUCAGGCCCAGGUCACUCUGCCAUCGGGACAUGUAGACGCUUCCCUUCCCCCUGGUCACAUGGAGGUAACAGGCAGAGAACUGGACGUCAAGCUGCCAGAUCAAGAGGACGCUGCCAGAGAAUUCAAAGGCAAGGCAGGAACAAUAGAGAUCAAAGGUCAGAUACCAAAUGUGAAGAUGCCCAGCAUUAGCUUUUCGAAGGGCCAAAUCAAGGCUCCUGAGGGUGAUGUGGAUUUCAGACUCCCUAAGACUGACAUCUCAUCUCCUGUGGAUGUGGCCGGAGGGACAGACCUCCGCCUGCCACAGGUGGACAUCAAGCAGCCCUCGGUAGAAGGCUCUGUCCGGUUCAAGGGCCCAGAUUUCAGCUUCAAGUCUCCUUUGGCAGAGGUCACUCUGGAGAGGCCGGACAUCCGUGCGGAGGGACUCGAUGAAAAAAUUACAACGUCUGGCUUUCAGAAGCCAAAGGUCGGCAUCUCUUUGCCCAAAGGCAAGGGCCCGGAAGCCACCAUCAGCGCCACCCAGCCCGAUGUGGAUGUCUCUCUACCCAAGGUCAGCAUAGCCAUGGGAGAGGUUUCCGUGGAUGCCCCAAGCCUCGAGGUCACGGGGCCAGAUGUCCCUGAGGCUUCUGCUGAGACACCAGGAUGGAAGAUACAAAUACCCCACGUUAAAAUGCCCAAAGCAGAUGUCAAGGCUCCCAGGAUGGAUGUCAGCACCCCCAGUGUAGAUGUGGGCCUCCCCAACAUUGAGGCCGAUGUCCAGGGCCCAGGAGCAUUGGUCAAGCCCACCAAGGUGGAGGGAGAGAUCAAACUGGAUGUCAAAGAUACUCAGGUCAAAGACAGUAAAUUCAAAAUGCCCAAGCUAAAAAUGCCUUCAUUUGGUUUGUCUACAAGCCGUGACCGAGGUGAUCAUGUGGAUUCAAGUCUCUCCAAGGUUGAGGCAGAUGUCUCACUUCCACCUUCCCAAGUUGAGGUCACAGGACCAGCCACUGACCUCAAGGUGUCGGAGCCUACCGUUGACAUUCCGGAGGCCCAGGGCCUAACGGUAGGAACUGACCUUAGGGGGUCCCUGUCCCAUGGUGUCCCAAUCCCAGAACUUUCCCAUCCUCCCAAACUUGACGGGACUGCCUCAGUCAUGGUCAGUGGCCCAUCUGAGGGUGCUCAGGUGCCUCAGUUUGAAAUCUGCACCCUAGAUGUCGAUGUUUCCCUCCCCAAAGCUGAUUCUGGUAUCGAAGUUGUGAAGGAUGAAGCGGACACCAGACCAGCAGAGAAGGACACCGAUGGUAAAGAUAGGAAAUUCAAGAUGCCCAAAUUCAGCAUGCCAGGAUUUGGCUGGUCCACCAGCAAGCCCGUUGGCGAUCUGCCUGAUGUUGAUGUUGGUUCUAAAGAGCCCGCCGCAUUGGCCCCACUGGCCCGGGUGGACACAGACCUCAGCCUCGCUGGAAUGGAUGAACAGGAUCCAGACCCCGACUUGGAGUUGACUCUUUCACCCGGAAAAGGUGGCGAGAAGAGCAAAAUGAAAUUGCCCCAUUUCAAAAUGCCCAGAGUCUCACUUUCCAAAGGCAAGAGCACUAAAUCCCACUCUGGUGUUUCAGGAGAAGAGGGUGUGACAGCUCUUCCAAAUGUAGAAUCUGACGCCAAGGGAACGGCUGUCCCAGAACCGGUCUCCAGCCGGGAUGGAGACGGGAAUCUUCCUCCCGGUUCUGGAGAAGCGAGAAGCGUUCCAUUACCUAAAGUGGGUUUCCCAGGAUUGACUUUCACUAAGCUUGAUAUCAGUGGAUCUCAUGCAGGAGGCCCAGAAAUCAAAGAGCCCAUCACCCUCACCAGAUACCAGGUGACUGCCCCUGAAUCAGACUUUCCUUCUGGGUUUUCCCUGGAGUCGCCACCAGGUAUUCCCACGGGAGAAGGCUCCAUUCAGAUGAAGGCAACCGAGGCGGAAGGCUCACUGACCUCACCCGGCUUCGAGACUGGAGAAGUAGAGGUGAAUCUUGAGUCGCUGGAUGGGAAGGUUAAGUUUCCUCGAUUCUACAGACCGAGAUUUGGAGUUUCUGUUCCAGAAGCAGAGGGAUCUGAAGGCCAGUUUGGCAUGUCCCAAGGAGAAGCGGACCUCCCGGACACAGAAACUCCAGGAACUGAGGUGGCUCAAAGUGUGAAACCAGAAGGCGACAAACCCGAAGACCACAUUCAGGAAGGGAAGGGCAGCCCAUUCAAGAUGCCCAAGUUCAAGUUGCCUUCUUUCAGCUGGUCCCCCAAAAAAGAGGCUGAUCCAACCCCCGACCCCCAGCCCAGCCUGGAGGAAGCGGCGCCGGACCCAUCUCUGGAUUCAGAAGGCAUUCUGGAAGAGGGAGAGGUCUUCCGGCCCAAACUGGAAAUGAGUCCAGAAGGGUCUCCGGAGAGAGAUGUCCAGAAGGGGAAACUCAAAAAGCCACAUUUCACCAUGCCCAAGAUCAGCCUCUCAAAAAUGAAGGUUCAUAAAGCUGGAUCCGGCCUGCCGAGGGGAGAGGGCGACACUGCCCAUCCUGGAGCUGAGGCAGAGGCCCUGGACCUCUCUGGAGGUGAUAGUGGCCCCACUGGGGGCAAGGCAGAAGGAGCAGGAAUCAGUUUGGGAUCUUUCCCAGCUCCUCCAGCAGACCUGGACAUCGACCAGUCCACAGCUGGUCUCCUUUCUCCCAAGCAUGACUCACCCCUAGCAGCAGGAGAUGCCCAUGCCAGUCAGUCCAAAACUGCUACUGACCAACCGCCGCUGCCCAAGGCAGAAGGCCCCACUCUGCUGAAAAGUCCAGAGAUACCCGCCGGACACCUUGCAGCCCCAGCAGCAAGCCUAGAGGUGGAAGGGUCAGAGUUGAGAGUGGAACGACUGGACAAAAAGAUCACCUUGCCCGGUUUCUCCCAGAAGCUGAAGCUUGGUCUGUCCUAUCCUGAAGGCCAAGAGCCGGACACGGGCGUCAAGCUCUCCAAAUCCCAAGGGACCAUCUCCUCGGCAAAGGUGGCAGGAGAUCCUAGAGUGAUUUCCCCUGAAACGCCAACAGUGGAAAUUUCCCUGGCCUGCCCCAGUGUAGCUGUGGCUGUCUCGGGCGACACAUCCCAGAAACCACUGACAGAGGCGACGUCCAAACUCGUGUCUCCACAGGCGGACGUUGGUGUCCCCUCUGUAGACAUAGAGGGAGCGGACCCUCGAGGGCCUGAGGUGGGCACCUCGGGUGGGAAAGCAGCAGGGGAGCCACAGACAGGUGGGACCACGCCAGAGGGUCAUGAGAGCUGGUUCAGGAUGCCCAAGUUCAGAAUGCCUAGCUUCGGUCGCUCCUCCACUAAAGACAAACGCCGUUCACUUGAUCUUGAAGCUCCCGGCUAUGUUCCUCCAGCCACCACGCUGGGUGAAAUCGAAGUCGAUCCGGCUACGACAACAGGAAGAGAAAGUUUAAAAGGCCAAAUGAGCCUUCCAGAAGUUCAAGAACCUGACAUUGGUUCUCCGGACACCAAAACGCCAGUCCUUGGAGGACAUUUGUGUGUAACAGCACCAGAAGCGGCAUCCCUACAUUUGGGGGAGGCAGGGGAGCAUAUAGCCCACCCAGACCCCAAAACCUAUGCUGAUGUCCUGAAACUUAACAUUGAGGGCAAAGGUUUGGACACCACAUCACAGCUUUGUACAUCAGAAACUGAGACUCAAAGCUCCAUCCAGCUCCAGGGCCCAGACAGCACCCUCAAAGGCCCCUCCAUGAAAGUCACUGCCAAGGAGCUGGAUCCCAGAGCAGGAGACAUCCAGCUGCCCGGCUUCCAGAAGCCGAUGUUCGACAUCACAUUGUCCAAAGGCAAGGGCCCAGAGGCCGCCAUUAGCGUCACUCAGUCUGACGUGGAUGUCACCCUGCCUAAGGUCAGCACAGACUUGGGAGGGGCCUCUGUGGACGUCCCUACCCUCGAGGUCUCAGUGCCCGAGGCCCCCGAGGGAUCCGCCAAGACGUCAGGAUGGAAGACCCAAAUUCCCAGCAUCAAAAUGGCUAAAGCAGAUGUCAAGGCCCCCAAGAUGGAUGCCAGCAUCCCUAGAGUGGAUGUGACCCUCCCCAAGGCCAAGGUGGAUGUCCAGCCACCAGACAUGGCAGUAGAGGCUGGCAAGGUCGAGGGUGAGAUCAAACUGGGAGCCGAGGCCAAAGAUGGCAAGUUCAAAAUGCCCAGAUUCAGCAUGCCGGCCUUUGGCUGGUCCUCUGGGAAGGGAACUAAAGGUGACGUCAGUCUGCCCGCAGCAGAAGCUGAGGUUUCUUGCCCUGAAAGUGAAGCAGCGAUUGGAAUGACAGACACUCGGGUCCUAGGGCAAACUACAAAAGUCGAGGGAGUAGAGGGCCCUAAACUUCACUUGCCAAAAGUUAAAGUGGCCAGGUUGGGUCUCACCACCUCUGAAGGCAAGGGGUCCGAAGCAGAGGUGGCCUCUAACAUUCAAGAAGACAAGAUGGCUCUUCCUCCAUGGGACGGGUCUCUUCCAGGGUCAAAAGAAGCUUCAACGAGGGUGGAGGUAGGGUUCUCCGAGUCCAAAAUCCAAGUCUCAGGAGCUGGAGGGUCUCUGGGUUCGGUUUCAGAAAUACUGUCAAAACUGUCUUGGGACGAGAUGGCCGGAGAGCAGCCGAGGCCUACAGAAAUCCUUAAAAUUCCCAAAUUGAAGGUGCCCAAGUUUACUUUCAGUGCCCCCGUCACUGGAGCAGUUUCUACUGAACACCAGGUGAGAGGCCCCGGGACAGACAUUGAAAUAGCCCUCCACAAAGAAGCCCCAGAAGUCUGGGGGGUAAGCGUCCAGAAGACUGCAGUUCCCACCCUGCCUUCUCCUGACCCAGAUGGCCGCCAUAUGGAGGUGGACCUCUCUGCGGCAGACUCUUCCAUCUCCAAGGUCCGAGUGCAUAUCCAGGGGGCCCGGGUCACGAGCCAAGAAGUGACCAUCGAAAACAUCAUAACCACAGAGUACGUUGACCUCACGGGGCAAGAGACUUGUUCCACCCAGAUAGUGCGAGAAUCUGAGAUUCCUUCCACAGAGGUUCAGAUGCCCUCCUACGGGUUCUCGCUGCUCAAGGUGAAAAUCCCCGAGUCGCCCUCCCACGUAGGGCCAAGUGGCCCAGAGCAAGUGGAAGUCAGCUGUACAGGUUCUGACGCUGAAACUGGAGAACUUUCUGAUGAGAGUCUGAGACCAGAUCUUCCCAGGACAGAUGUGGUCAAGGAAUCCCUCCACCUGGAUACCAGGGAACCCUAUGAGAUCAUAUCAUCCGAUGUCAGCUUGCCCAAAUUGAAAACGUUUACAUUUGAGGUCGAGUCUUCUCGUCAACACCUAGACAGCGGUUCAGACGGGGAACCGGCAGAAAUUCUCGAGUUCCCCUCCGAUGACAGCCAAGCCGCCACACCUCUUGAAAAGGAAGAGAAACCUCUCCAAUCUCCCAAAGAGAAAUCCGAAAGCAAAAAGCCCUCUGGCUUGUUCCGGUUCUGGCUUCCAAGCAUUGGAUUUUCCUCUUCGGUCGACGAAAGCGGCUCAGAUCCCAACGUCGAGGUUCAAGUAUCGACUCCGACAGAGGCCGUGGCUGAGAUGGAGUCACCGAAGAAACAGGAGAAAGCGAGCUGGUUCCGAUUUCCCAAGCUAAGCUUUUCAUCGUCUCCAUCCAAAAAGGGUCAGAGCCCCGAGGAGGACGGGGCCGACCUCAGAGAGAAGAAGUCACCGGAUGAAUCUGGGGACACCGAGUCAGCUACUACUUUUUUUGAUGCUCAGGAGAGUCUCUCCCCAGAAGAGAAAAUGGGAGAAGGCGAUUCGGCAGAGGCUCCCGGUGAGGCUCAAGUCUUGGGAGAGAUCGUAACGUCGUCAGCAAGAACUGAGUUAAUCUUGCUAGAAGGAGAGAAAAAGACAGACGGUAAAAACAUUCCUCCACCGGAGACCAAAUGAGGACACACGAGAUUAAUCCCGACGGAGACAGAAAGACCCAAUCUGAAAGAAGAAGGGGAAACUCACACCACUCUCCGUUUCCUCCGCGUUCACAUUAAGAUGAUUCAACACAGAACCAAAUCUGAAGCGGAAACCAAAGAGAAGCCUCCCUCCUGACAAUCCCUCGAGACUGUCUCCGAAACUCACAGAAAGGGCGGCCGAAACCAAGCUGAAGAAAGCACCUGCUUUCUCACAGGAGGCAGCUUUGGGCCAGCGGCCUGAAGACGUGGGGCCCAGCAGAAAUGGGUUAGGACGGGACGCACGGGAGGAUAAAGAUCCCCUCAAAACUGUCAGCUGGAAGAAACAGAAAAAGGACUUUGUCCCACAUCAUUCCCAGAAAUGUAACAUUUAGAGUUUAGAUGAUAGCUUCUUUCUGGAAAGGGCUGUGGCAGAUACCAGGAGAAGAGUAAGAGGGGAUGUAAGCUAUCCCAAUUUCACCUGAAGUUGCUUUCUGGUGAGUAGAUAGUUCUUUAUUUUUAUUGCUAGACAAUCACGCUUGUAAGUGCUUUUGCUUUGGGGUGAGUGACAAGAUAUCUUAUCUCAAAGACAAGGUCUAGGGAGUUCAGAAUGUCAAGCAAAGCAUAUUGAUCUUAAAAGCAAGAAUAUGGAAGUGAAAAUGGAAGGGCAACAGAAAGGUUGCCUAGGGAAUGUGGGCAAGAGGGCGCCUGGAGUGAUGUCUGUGGAAACGUAUGCGAAUCCACUUCCCUGGAGCUUCCCUGAAAAUGGGAUGCAGUGGUUCUUGGUCUUUGCGUUUCUAUCCGGGCUUCAACAAAUGCACAUUGGGUAACCGUGCCACCCGCCUCACUCCAUGUCACGGACCAGCUAGAGCGUGGAAUGUAACCUUGGCUUGCGGUUAUCAGGAUGGGAAAUAAAUGCAGAAACACCA
Molecule: messenger RNA, 22235 nt
Organism: Tachyglossus aculeatus (Australian echidna)
Lineage: Eukaryota; Metazoa; Chordata; Mammalia; Monotremata; Tachyglossidae
Product: protein AHNAK2-like
Exons: 7
Coding region: 2-21310 (7102 amino acids)
Biological process (GO): regulation of RNA splicing
Cellular component (GO): cytoplasm; costamere; nucleus
Molecular function (GO): protein binding
Source: RefSeq, a predicted model, not a curated record